GCUAUUUGUGGGGAUAAUGUUUCAGUCCAUCUUAUUCAUUAGUAGGAUUAACAUCAAAGUUGCAAUUGGUACAAUGAAAAGUGAAAAAAUUGUCUUAGUUUUCCUGAUACUAUGGAAUUUGUGCAUUUUAGCAAGUGGCCAGUGUUCAGUUACAAUGAAACAAGGACUCACUCAAGUUCAAGGAAUUGGUGCAAUGAAUAUUGCUCCAAGUGGACAAUAUUUCUGUUCUUUUCUCAGUAUACCAUAUGCUAAACCACCCGUUGGACCAUUGCGUUUUGAACCUCCACAACCAAUAGAUCUAUCUGCAUAUUCCUAUAUUUGGGACUUUAGAUUCCGAAGCCCAGUGUGCAUACAAAAUCCAGUAUUUAUUAAUAUAACCCAUGACCAAGGACAAGAAAAUUGUUUGUAUCUCAAUGUCUACACCAAACCUACAUACUGGCAUAGCCUAAAACCUGUUAUUAUUUGGGUUCAUGGUGGAUUAUUUAAUUACGGACAUGCUUAUUUUGUUGACGCCGAUCGUCCAGAUUUAUUGGUCGAUGAGGAUGUAGUUGUAGUGACAUUUAACUAUCGCCUAGGUGUUCUAGGUUUUCUCUAUCGCGAAGGUGAAGGUAUUGCUGGAAAUAAUGGUUUACGUGAUCAACAGGAAGUGUUCAAGUGGGUGCAGAGAAAUAUAGUUGCAUUUGGAGGAGAUCCAAAGAGAGUAACUUUAAUGGGUUGGAGUGCAGGAAGUGCAGCAAUUGCCUAUCAUUUACAAGCCCCUUCAUCACUUGGACUAUUCCAUGGGGCAAUAAUGCUAAGUGGAGUAAAUUUCAAUCCUUGGGCCUACCAAAGAAGUAAUGAGGAAUGCGUUAAAAUCCUGUGUAAUAACUUAGGCAUCCCCUGUACUCGUGGUGGACUUAAAAAUACUCUGAAACAAAUACCAGCGGAUAUCUUUGGAUCUUAUGAUUUUAAUUAUAAUUUGACUGUAUCAUACUUUGGAGAACCUUGGGCGUGUUUUGUACCAACAUUUGACGGAGGUGACGCUCCACUCGGUAAAGCCAUGGUUCAGUCUAGACAUCAGAAACUCAAACUACAGCCUAUCAUAAGUGACGUUCCACUUAUGAUAGGAUACACAGUUUCGGAAAUUUGGUAUUUAAUCAGAGCGAAUAGGAACUCCUUAGGAGCUAAAUGGAACUACUCCUAUCCCUAUACAAAGCCAAAUGUAAUUAGUCCACUCAGGCACUUUUUAUUGUCAAAAAGUAAAGAGCUUAAUAACUAUAGCAAAGAACUGAUAGGAGGAUCAGCUAUUACUUUUGGAGUUCAGAAAUUUGCUGACUAUUACUCUGGUGCAGCCAUAUCUGAUACCUACCUCUAUCGAUUCUCCCACAAAAAUACUUCCAAUGAUAUUGGAGCAUUCCACACGGAUGAUCUUGCUUAUAUCUUUAUACCAAGUGACCCAACUAAGCAACGAACUUAUGAAGAUGCCCUAGUUCGAUAUCGAUUUGUUCGAUAUAUAACGAAUUUCGCAAAAUUCGGAAAUCCUACACCUAAAAAAGAUGUUGCUAUCACAACGAAAUGGGUGCCAUAUUCUAAAACCGGUCUUCGCAUGGAAAUUUCGCAUGAGUCGAAAAUGGUGAAAGACGUUAAGGAUGAGCAGUUUCAUCGUUGGGAAGCAAUAUCGCAGUGCCUGGAAUUUAACCUUUGCAAUAAGUUCUUCAAAAUAACAUAACGCCAAUAUAGUGAAUUAAUGUGAAGAAUGAUUGAUCAAUGAUUAUAAUUUGUCAUUGUUGAGUAUCGAUAUUAUUGUUGAAUUUUUUUAUUCACGAUUUUAUUUCAGUCAAUCACGACAGUAUAGAUAUGUUUAUUACACAACUACA
Messenger RNA from Phlebotomus papatasi, 1856 nucleotides. Its product is annotated as acetylcholinesterase-like. The coding region runs from base 17 to 1708 and encodes 563 amino acids. The transcript is spliced from 2 exons. Lineage: Eukaryota; Metazoa; Arthropoda; Insecta; Diptera; Psychodidae. The record is from RefSeq and is a predicted model, not a curated record.